This is a messenger RNA of Oncorhynchus tshawytscha (Chinook salmon), 2404 nucleotides long. RefSeq names its product parvin, gamma (gene parvg). Gene Ontology annotation, biological process: cell projection assembly; establishment or maintenance of cell polarity; substrate adhesion-dependent cell spreading. NCBI's taxonomy places the organism in Eukaryota, Metazoa, Chordata, Actinopteri, Salmoniformes, Salmonidae. Gene Ontology annotation, molecular function: actin binding. The transcript is spliced from 13 exons. The record is from RefSeq and is a predicted model, not a curated record. Gene Ontology annotation, cellular component: actin cytoskeleton; focal adhesion; cytoplasm. Bases 683 to 1642 code for a protein of 319 amino acids.
UCUAGGUGAUGGCGUCUGUGUUUUUCUCUGCUCCUCUGACGUGGAGACGGAGCACAUGCAGUGUGUUGUCUCUGUCUCUCUCUGCCGAUGAUUGUGGAGUGCUGGAGGACAGACAACAACCAACUGAUAGAGCCAGCUUCCAAAGGGAAUGUGUGAUAGGGUUGUCAGUGAGCCAUACAGUAGAGCUGUCCUGUUCGUUUGGGCCUCCUGUGUGUUUGCUAAGAGAACGCUUUCACUUCUAUGAGGUGAAGUGACCUCACUUUUACCGGUCUUGCACUCUAUCCUAAUGCUCUAAACUAUAAGUCUUGGCCACUAAGCAUCAUAUAUAAGACCUUUCCUCAGAACGCACUCUGAACUGUGUGUAUCAAAACCACAGUUACAAAAGAGGAAGUGCUCACUACUUACUUAUUUCCUUCUGCAUCCUCUCAUUUUUCUUUUUACCCGUUUAUUCCUUCAUUCGUCCUUUUUGUUUCUCAUAGAAAUGUUUAAUUGGUCCUGAAUUGGAUGAAGUUUGUUUGUGCUGUCAUUCCGUGGCAUGUUUCUAGAGAACUGCUUGUCAGAUUGGGUGUACUUCUUUUUGUAGCACGGCUAUUUGGAUUGAUUCAGUGUUGACGUCAGUCAGGAAGCUGUACACAGGAGUUCCCCUAUUCAGUCUGCUUGCUGCUACUGCUCUGAAGGGGAUAUGGAGGAUUUUCCUGAUAUGUACCAGGGGAAAGACCCUGAGGACAUUGAAUCUUUCCAGGGUGAGAGGAGGAAGAUCAUUCAGCCGACAUCUUUGAAAGAUCCCAAACUUGAAAAGCUGAAAUCGGUUUUGGUUAACUGGAUCAACAGUACUUUGAAAGAGGAACACAUCGUAGUGCAGAGUCUGGAAGAGGAUAUCUUUGAUGGCCUAAUCCUCCAUCACCUCCUUGGGAGGUUAGCUGGAGUGCUUCUGUCUGUGGAUGAGAUAGCGGUGACCAGCGCUGCUCAGACACGCAAGCUGGAGGUCAUCCUGGAGGCCCUGAAUGAGAAACUGGGGCUACAGGACAGCUCUCUCAGCAGGUGGAGUGUCAAACUCAUCCACAGCAAAGACUUGCUGGCCACACUCCAUCUUCUGGUUGCCAUGGUGAGGUGCUUCCAGCCUAAUCUGGAGCUUCCCCCAAAUGUCAGAGUGGAAGUUGUCUUGUUGGAGGUCAACAGAAGUGGAAUCAAAUCAGAAAAGGAAAUAGAGAUUCUUACAGAUGAAAGCGAUUCAGCUACCGACGCCCUGAGCAGCUCAGACAGCGAGGAUCCCAUUGAGCAGCUGCUGAAGCUGGAACCCCACAAGAUCAACACAGUAAAGCGGGCCAUCAUGCACUUUGUCAACAAGAAGAUGUCAACCUUGGGACUACAGGUGACAGACAUGGAGAAACAGUUUUCAGAUGGUGUUAUACUCCUUCUGCUGAUUGGACAGUUGGAGGGCUUCUUUGUUCCACUCUAUGACUUCAACAUCACCCCAGUCAAUGCUACUGAGAUGCUGCAGAAUGUGACCGUGGCCCUGGACCUCCUGAAUGACAUAGGGCUACCCACGACCAACAUUGAGCCCCAAGAUAUAGUCUCUCAGGAUGUGACAGCUACCUUGAAGGUCCUAUAUGCCCUGUUCAAGAAGCACAAAAGCAGAUGAGAGUGGGAAGAACACGGACGAGGACAUUAGGAGGUGAAGACGCCAGAAGUCCAUUGCCUGAGGUGUUUUUCCCCUGGCAAGUCCAGAAUAAUAGGCUGAUUCCCUCUGUGAAAUUACAGAAAAAUCAUAUAUCGAGUCUAUGUAAAGCUUUGUGUACUUUGUGUCAAUAAAAUUGUACUGUAUGUGCCAUAGUUUGAAUAGCAUGGGAAACCAAUCCCCGACCACGUUCCCCUUUGAAGAUCAAAGUAAUCUCAAAGUAGUCUGAAAUUGUGAGUGAGUAUCCUAUUGUGUUCUAUGACUCUGACGCUGCUGCUCGCUGCAACAAGAUACCAUAGGAAAACAGCAUCUUGUGACGUUUUUACAAAACGAUAAGCAUCAAAACGUAUGAUGCUUAUGUCAAUACAUUACAGUCAAUGGGAAAAGAUGAGCGUCACAGGGUUGAUGCCUAAGUGAAUACAUUGCAUUUAAUAGGGGAAGAUUAUUGACACAAUGUGGACGCCUUUGGACAUGACACCCUCGUUCUCUCUCAAUUCAAUUGGCUUUAUUGGCAUGGGAAACACAUGUUAAAAUUGCCAAAGCAAGUGAAGUAGAUACUAUACAAAAGUGAAAUAAACAAUAAAAUGAACAGUAAACAUUACACUCACAGAAGUUCCAAAAGAAUGAAGACAUUACAAAUGUCAUAUUAUGUAUAUAUACAGUGUUGUAAUGAUGUGCAAAUGCUUAAAGUACAAAAGGGAAAAUAAAUAAGCAUAAAUAUGGGUU